UGGAAAAACUCGAAUCUAAUGGGCCAUAACAAUCGAGCCCACUUGAGUUUCAGGCAGGUUGAGUGCAGGAGGAGGAAGAAGACCAAGACGACUUUCAUGGUGGCCGUACUCUCAGCAACUGUCACCCCUCCUUGAAAUUGAACUCUAAAAAUCAAAGAUGCUCCGAAUAUGGAUACGUGGAAGAACAUCAGAGACAGAGAAUCCGGAAAAUCGCGUCCACUUUCCUUCGCUAAUCGCAUAAAAUCCAAUCGCAUUUCUCAACUCGAGUUAUCAAAUCACAAAGAACUCAUUUCCCCUCACAAAGGCGCAAUCAAUUCCAUUCAGAUUGAUUUCACAGAGGGAAGAUAUCUGUUAUCUUCUGCAUCUGAUGCUUCCGUCGCCGUUUACGACGUUCAACGACCGAGUCAAUGCGACGGUUUUAUCUCGAAACACACUUGUUUAUUUGUUGUUGAUAAGCAACAUGAACUAGCUCAUAAAUUUGCGGUUUCUUCAGCUAUAUGGUAUCCUAUUGAUACUGGAUUAUUCAUUACUGGUUCAUAUGAUCAUCAUGUUAAUGUUUGGGACACCAACACCACUCAGGUUGUGGUGAAUUUCAAAAUGCCUGGUAAGGUGUAUAAGACUGCAAUGUCUACGUUGUCGACAUCUCACAUGCUUAUUGCAGCUGGAACUGAGGAUGUUCAAGUCCGUCUUUGUGAUAUUGCUUCUGGGGCAUUUGCUCAUACUUUGUCUGGGCAUCGAGAUGGUGUAAUGACUGUUGAAUGGUCUGCUUCAAGUGAAUGGGUCUUGAUUACUGGUGGUUGUGAUGGGGCCAUACGUUUUUGGGACAUAAGGCGUGCUGGUUGUUUCCAAGUUUUAAAUCAAUCACGGACACAGCUUGGAAGACGUCCACCUUUACUCAAACGAUCUGUCAUAACUAAGGAAUCAAAUACAAAAAUGCGUGCUGCACAGAAGAAAUUUGUCAAUGGCAGUGGCAGUGGCAGUGGACAACUUCCAAUUGGCAGGCUAUCAUCUAAGGGACCCAUGAAGCAGAAAUUACAUCCAGGAAUGAUUUCUACUCAGGAUCGUGCAACUGCUCACUAUGGUGCUGUGACAGGAUUGAAAGUAACAGAGGAUGGCAUGCAUCUCUUAAGUGCAGGGUCUGAUUCUAGAUUGAGGUUGUGGGAUGUUGAGUCAGGCUGCGACACUCUUGUGAACUAUGAAACAGUCCGCUUGCAAACAAGCAAACCUAUUCAAUUAGCUACAACUCAAGACUCGACCCUUGUUUUUGUUCCAUGCAUGAGAGUUGUGAAAGCAUUUGAUAUGUGGUCUGGGAAUGCAAACACGAUACUACGUGGACACUAUGAGUCUGUAAACUCCUGCUGGUUUAAUCAACAUGAUCAGGAGUUGUACACAGGUGGAAAUGAUAGACAAAUUCUUGUAUGGUCACCUGCUAGGUUAAUUGCGGAUGAAAUGAACGAAGGAGAUCCCGACGAUCAGGAUAACUGGAGUAGCUGAGUUUGCCAUCCUUUCGUGUGACAUAUUUUCCCUGUUCAUAUAAUUGGUCUGCAGUUUGUAACUUGAAUGUUUGUGGGAUUUGUAAAUAAAGGUUUGCUAUGGUUUUUGAGCAUAUGUGAAAUGCUGAGAAGAACAAGCCUCCAACAUUGUAUAAUAGAUAGAUUUCCCCCUUUCUUUUGUCUUGUAAACUAUGCCAGUGUAAAUAUCAACACAUUUAUAUAUUGUUUUAGUUUGAAUU
Lathyrus oleraceus (garden pea) is the source of this 1732-nucleotide messenger RNA. Its product is annotated as WD repeat-containing protein ATCSA-1. Gene Ontology annotation, cellular component: Cul4A-RING E3 ubiquitin ligase complex; nucleotide-excision repair complex. Bases 169 to 1494 code for a protein of 441 amino acids. The transcript is spliced from 9 exons. Gene Ontology annotation, biological process: protein polyubiquitination; proteasome-mediated ubiquitin-dependent protein catabolic process; transcription-coupled nucleotide-excision repair. Gene Ontology annotation, molecular function: protein binding. Lineage: Eukaryota; Viridiplantae; Streptophyta; Magnoliopsida; Fabales; Fabaceae. The record is from RefSeq and is a predicted model, not a curated record.